Molecule: messenger RNA, 741 nt
Organism: Macrosteles quadrilineatus (aster leafhopper)
Lineage: Eukaryota; Metazoa; Arthropoda; Insecta; Hemiptera; Cicadellidae
Exons: 1
Coding region: 1-741 (246 amino acids)
Source: RefSeq, a predicted model, not a curated record
AUGUCGCUCUCGAUUUCUCAGCCUGCAACUACGGUACUUCUAGGCACCGCUCUCAUUAAAAUUACCGCUACUAAUGGAAUCUCUCAUGUCUUUCGAUGUCUGCUCGACAGUGGAAGUCAACUUAACUUCAUGACGGAGAGGGCAGCACAGCUAUUAAACGUCUCUCGUAACCGCUCUACUCACACAAUAGUGGGAAUCUCUGCAUCGCAAUCCUCGACAAAGGGACAUGCACUCCUAGAACUAUCCACACUAGGCAGUGAAGUAAUUGCUUCAAAUCAACCUUUCCAUAUUCUAGAUAGAAUUUCCGCUCCUUUGCCUCGUACUCAACUCUCUUUUGAGGUUUACGAACUGGUAAAACCUCUUGUCCUCGCAGAUCCGACCUUUCAUAUUCCUCAGAAUAUUGAUAUUCUCAUAGGAGGUGCUUUGUUUCCAGAACUUCUUACUCAUCAAUCCUACCCAUUGGGCUCAAACCUUCCAUUCGUUAUUGGAACACGAUUGGGAUUUGUGUUAAUGGGCAAUGCACCAACUUUGUCUAACUCUUCUCCCACCUCAUGCCAUUCAUCUCUACUCUCCACUACGGACGAGCUACAUAAUACUCUACUUCGCUUUUGGCAACAAGAAGAGGUACCGCAGUGCAAUCUUAUCUCUGAAGACGAUCGCAUCGCUGAAGAUCACUUCAAAUCAACUCACUCCCGCUCUCCAGCCCUUUCAAGAACCAACAUCAGCCACUGGGCACUUUAA